Messenger RNA from Photinus pyralis (common eastern firefly), 1434 nucleotides. RefSeq names its product testis-specific serine/threonine-protein kinase 3 (gene Tssk). Gene Ontology annotation, biological process: microtubule cytoskeleton organization; protein phosphorylation; intracellular signal transduction. Bases 207 to 1310 code for a protein of 367 amino acids. The record is from RefSeq and is a predicted model, not a curated record. The transcript has 2 exons. Gene Ontology annotation, molecular function: protein serine/threonine kinase activity; ATP binding; tau-protein kinase activity. Gene Ontology annotation, cellular component: cytoplasm. Lineage: Eukaryota; Metazoa; Arthropoda; Insecta; Coleoptera; Lampyridae.
GACAAAAUUUGUAUAUCUGUCAGUCACAAUUACCACUUUUAGGGGACAUUAAAUAAAUUUUCUGUGGCAGCAAAUUUAAUGAUUUUGAACUGGGGGGCCUACAAAUUUCAAGAAUUUGUUUGGUGUUAAAAUUGUAAAUGGAUGUCGAUGAACACCUGGCUAAUUCAAAAUCGUGAAUCAACUGAUAAAUUAAGGUACGUACACCUAUGGCCAAACGGCUGAGUCCACGUAGCUCCGAAAUUAAUGCGCUGGAGCAACGGGGAUACUUGAUUGGAAAGAAAAUUGGUCAGGGUUCCUAUGCUACGGUACAUUUAGCCGAUUACGUUGAUGGUAACUCGGGCAGUAAACGAAUGCGACUGGCAUGCAAAAUUUUUGACAAGGAAAAGGCCCCUACAGAUUUUUUGGAAAAGUUCUUUCCCAGGGAAUUGGAAAUUCUUACAAAAAUUGAGAACCCACACAUUAUUCAGGUUCACAGUAUUUUACAAAGAGGACCCAGAGUUUUUAUAUUUAUGAGGUAUGCAGAUAAUGGUGAUCUAUUAGAUUUUAUUAAACGUAACGGAGUGGUACCGGAACAACAAGCGCGGCUUUGGUUUCGUCAAAUGGCGACAGGUUUGCAAUAUUUGCAUAACAAAAACAUCGCCCACAGAGACUUGAAAUGUGAGAACAUUUUAAUUUCCAAGAGGUUUAAUGUAAAACUUGCCGAUUUUGGAUUUGCUCGAUUUUGUUUUGUGGGCGGUCGCCGUGUUUUGAGUCAAACUUAUUGUGGUUCCGCGGCAUAUGCUGCCCCUGAAGUUGUGAAUGGUACACCGUACAAUCCCAAGCUUUCAGACGUGUGGUCAUUAGGUAUCAUUUUAUUUAUUAUGUUGAAUGCAUCGAUGCCUUUUGAUGAUUCCAAUUUACGAAAACUUCUAAAAGAUCAAAUGACACGUAAUUGGGUAUUUCGAUCGAGAAUCAGAGACACCAUAUCGCCAUCAGCAAAGUCGAUUGUACGCCAUAUUUUGGAGCCAGACAUUACUCUUCGUUUCACAUUGGAAAGGGUGCUUACACAUGAGUGGAUUAAAAAACGAGAUGCAUCGCUCCCAUCGGGUGGUAGGUUAGUGCACUCAUUAGCCGCUCCUAAACAGGCAGAAGCCUCAGGAAGUAGUGGGAUGGAACCGGCACAACAACCCGAAGGACCUAGUCGAGCGGCUGCCCCACCUUAUCCUCAAAAAAUAGAUACUUCACCAACAGAUGAAUAUAAAUGGCACGAGUCUCUUAGAAGUAAUCCAUUGUUAAACAUGCCACAACUAGCUGAUCCAGCGCGAAUGUGAUUGAGUAUUUAUCGGCAAUUUCAAAAGUGCAUUAAAUCCAUGCAGAAAUAUGUAUCUGAUUGCACUAUAUUGUUAGCAAUGCUGGAAAUCACUUGCAGGGAAUGAAAUAAAGUAAUAAAUUAGU